CAGCAGGCCGGCCAGGCGGCUCAGUGUGCCGGCUCCUGACUUCUCAGGUUCCUGGGUCCUGGCCGUCCUCUCCCCGCAGUCCGCCUCCUGCGUUCCGUUGUCCGCCGCAGCCAGUCAUGCUAGAGCAUCUGAGCUCGCUGCCCACGCAGAUGGACUACAAGGGCCAGAAGCUAGCUGAACAGAUGUUUCAGGGAAUUAUUCUUUUUUCUGCAAUAGUUGGAUUUAUCUACGGGUACGUGGCUGAGCAGUUCGGGUGGACCGUCUAUAUAGUUAUGGCUGGAUUUGCUUUUUCGUGUUUGCUGACACUUCCUCCAUGGCCCAUCUAUCGGCGACAUCCCCUCAAGUGGUUACCUGUUCAAGACUCAGGCACAGAAGACAAGAAACCAGGGGACAGAAAAAUUAAGAGGCAUGCUAAAAAUAACUGAUUGAGAUUUUCACCUGCUUUUAUUUUCCGUGACACAAGCUAAACCGCUUUCAUACCCAAAACGAGCUAAAAACCACCUACAUUUUGGCACAGCUGUGUGUACAUUUAGUUCUCUUUAUAAUUUCAUUUCUAAACCAGUUGGGAUUUGAUUUUAAAAUAUUUUAGACCUUUUCUUCAUUAUCUUGUUCUGAAAUGGAGAACAGAAAACACAAGUAUGCAAAUGUCCUUUCAGGUAUACAUAAUGAAGAAUAAAUGCCUCAUAAAUACAA
Messenger RNA from Tupaia belangeri chinensis (Chinese tree shrew), 693 nucleotides. RefSeq names its product signal peptidase complex subunit 1 (gene SPCS1). NCBI's taxonomy places the organism in Eukaryota, Metazoa, Chordata, Mammalia, Scandentia, Tupaiidae. The record is from RefSeq and is a predicted model, not a curated record. Gene Ontology annotation, biological process: protein targeting to ER. The transcript has 4 exons. Gene Ontology annotation, cellular component: signal peptidase complex; membrane. The coding region runs from base 117 to 425 and encodes 102 amino acids.